UCGAGUUGCAUUGCAUUGCUGCGCGGAAGCACGCAGUGCCAAUCCACGCGAAGCUUCUUGCGUUCAUGAAAUGCAUAAAACGCGGCAGAAUUAGUCCUUUAUAUGUCACUACACACUGUAGCGUCCUGGGAAAAAGGUUCGGAUAAGCACGUGUUGUGUUGUGUGAUAAGUAUCCCUCUAGCAUGAAUGUAAAUUGUCACUGUUUAUUCACUAGAGCGUUAACAGUUCACACGACUGAAGCUUGUCAUACUGUUUUAAAAUCGUUCCCGGUUUGAAUAACCACAACAAAAGUGUCUCAACAGUGUUUCUUAUUUAGUGCGUUUAUACGCUUAUUUUUAAGCAUGCAUUUAUUAAACGUCUCUGCUAACACAUUUUAUUCAUCGCACCGUAAAGUCUCAUCGUGUGUGAUUGCAUUGUUUAUGUGUUGUCGAUAACACAUCGUCCCAGCACUGUGUCUUUAGCGAAAUUAGGGACAGUUUGUGCCUGAAAAGUAGCAUGUCACUAUGGUGCACUACACUAUAUUGCUUUCUGUGCGUGUGUGAAUGUUUUAUCACUCAUUGGAUUAGGCCACAAGAAGAGGCUGAAGACGUUGGUUCCUCUCCCGUCGGCUGCUACACAUCGUCAACAAACGUGUCUGCAAGCAUAUCCGACAGACGUCCACUCGACAGCUCGUCACCUCCCCUGGCGCCUUCCACCUCACCGUAGUCCGACUGCAGGCUCGACAGUGAAAUGGCUUCAGUGUCUGAGCACAGUGGACUGUGCCACGCGGGAGAAGGCGCUGCAGUGUGGCGUACGAGCAUUGACGACUUGCCUGAGGAGAUACUGAUAAAGAUCUUCUCUCACUUGUCUUUCACUGAGCUAGUGGACGUGGUACGGAAAGUGUGCCGUCGUUGGAGAAAGCUGUCGCGAGAUUUGAGGUUGUGGGCUGACAAGGAAUACCAUGUCGGGGUCUCGAGGCACUGCAACUCGGAGAACUGUAAGAGCGGCAGGACCGAGCGGGAGGCGAUGCGUAUCUUCCGCAGUGCCCGAAACCUGCGUAAAGUACACAUGUGGUGCGCCGUCAGCCCCCACGUCAUCGACGUGCUCUGCGACAAAGGCCGGAGGCUCGCAGAUCUCCGCCUGCACGUCGCCCAGAAGCUCGGCUAUUCGACGGUGAAGAACUCGGUCGAGCAGUGCUCCGGGAUACACGUGCUGACGGCACCCGACGAGCUGCUGAAGACCGAGAAAUUUUCAGAGGCGGUGUCGCGUCUGCAGUACCUCCGUGUGCUGUGUCUGCAAGAGAGAUACGUGGGGACGACUUGCGUCCUGCGUCCUUGUGUGCUGAGACCUUUGGGUGACGGGUGCCCCCGACUGGUCGAGAUUGACUUCGGACGUAUGUCUGUCGAUACGGAUGAUCUGAAGUACUUUCUGAAUGCCAAGAAGAACACGCUAAAGUGCUUACAAAUAAAGUGGUCGGUGGAUGGAACGAGGUGA
This is a messenger RNA of Schistocerca serialis cubense, 1473 nucleotides long. RefSeq lists its product as uncharacterized. The record is from RefSeq and is a predicted model, not a curated record. Lineage: Eukaryota; Metazoa; Arthropoda; Insecta; Orthoptera; Acrididae. The coding region runs from base 730 to 1473 and encodes 247 amino acids. Gene Ontology annotation, molecular function: protein binding. The transcript is spliced from 4 exons.